AUGAGUGGUAACCCAAGAGUGUUAAAGAAAACUAGCUCCAAUGGGAAAUUUUUCCCUUUCCCUGGGGAAACAGACUUCAUGGAUGAUGUGGACACUGUGGAGCCCACUGAUGGAGUAAUCCUUGUUGACCCUGAAUACUUAAAAGGUCACAGAAUGUUCAUCAGAUUGACAUGUGCUUUUUGCUAUGGUAGUGAUGACUUGGAUGUGACUGGUUUGAUAUUUCAUAAAGAUCUCUAUGUACAGACCAAGCAAGAGGCUCCUACUGAACCCACCAGCACCCAGGGUCCCCUCAUAUCCUUACAGGAAAGGCUUUUGCACUAGCUUGGGGCCAAUGCCUACCCUUUUACACUUCAGAGAGUUGCUAACCUGCCCUGUUCAGUGAUGCUGCAGCCUGGGCCUGAAGAUUCAGGAAAGCCCUGUGGGGUUGACUUUGAAGUGAAGAGCAUCAGUGCCGAAAAUCUGGAAGAGAAAAUCUCUAAGACAUAUUCUUCAUCUGUGCAACUGGUUAUACGCAAAGUGCAGUUUUUACCCCUGGAACCAGGCUCAGAUCUCUGGGCACAGACCAUUCACAGUUUCUUUUUGUCGUCUCAGCCCGUACAACUCCAGGCCUGGAUGGACAGGGAGGUUCACUACCAUGGAGAAGCUGUUUCUGCCUGUGUUUCUAUCAACAACAGGACCAACAAGGUCAUCAAAAGAAUCAAGAUUGCAGUUGUCCAGACCACAGAUGUUGUUCUGUAUUCACUAGACAAGUACACAAAGUCUGUGUUCAUUCAGGAGUUCAUGUGAACAGUAGCAGCUAACUCCAGCUUCUCCCAGACCUUUGAAGUAACCCCACUCCUGGUCCAGAAGUGGGGCCUGGCACUGGAUGGCAAAUUCAAGCAUGAAAACACCAAUCUGCCCUCUAGCACAAUUGCUGUUGGUGUGGAACUGCCCCUCAUCUUGAUCCAUCCAAAGCCAUCUCAUGGUGAGAGAGCAGUGGCUACCAGUUAUGAGGACAUCAUGACUGAGGAGUGCAUGCAACAGAACAGACAGGCACAGAGCUAG
This is a messenger RNA of Meriones unguiculatus (Mongolian gerbil), 1044 nucleotides long. RefSeq names its product arrestin 3 (gene Arr3). Gene Ontology annotation, molecular function: G protein-coupled receptor binding. The record is from RefSeq and is a predicted model, not a curated record. NCBI's taxonomy places the organism in Eukaryota, Metazoa, Chordata, Mammalia, Rodentia, Muridae. Gene Ontology annotation, biological process: visual perception; signal transduction; G protein-coupled receptor internalization.